AUGCUCGUCGACUCGAAUAUGGACGAACGCCAGCAGCAGCGCGUCUGCAAUGCCUGCCACGAAGACAUGACAUCGUACUUCAGCGAUGUGGUCGCAGCGUCACACUCGGAGGACGCGUGGCGGGCAGCCCUCCAAGCCCAAGAGCGACGAAAGCAGUCGACGGCCGCCAAGACAAAGCGUGAAGACUCGCACGGUUCGCUCUACUCGACGUUCGCGUCGGCGCCGACGAUGGUCGCCUACUCGAGCAUCUAUCCGCCGGUCGCCGAGUCCGACGACGACUCGGACUCCUCCGAGAGCUCCGUGGACUCGACGACCUCGGUCUCACUGGAAGAUAUUUACGAAACCAUGCGCGCGAUCGGCGGUCCUUCUGUCGUUGCCGAUACCGAGACGUCGUCGUCGCGCCAGACGGCCGUGCGCAGCUCCCGCGGCUCGUACCUCUCGCUUCGCAGCAUGCUCGACUAUACCGGCUGCGUCGGCCACGAUACCGGUCGUCGAGACACGCCACUAGCCACAACCGUGUCGCUGGACGACCUUGUCCAGACGAUGCGCCCAACGCGGUCGCAGCGGCUCGAGCUGGCCUUGGGGCCGUCCAGUGUCUCGGAGAGCACGCUGCGGCAGUCCGAAGUCGCGGCCCUGCGCGCUGAAUAUGCGAAUGCCGUGGCUGCUGCGCAGGCCGAGUACGCACUGUACAGUAAUGCGGUCGAAGGUCUUUUAAAGGCGCGUCGACGCGUGGCCCGUCGGCGGUUGCGGCUCCAUCAGCACUCGCAAGAGGCCAAGGUGCUACAUGUUGCCGCCGAGUACUUUCAAGCUCAGCUCCAGUACAAGCUCGCAUUGUGCGACGAUCCGACGUCGCCCGAGCUCUGGCUCGGUCUUGUUGCGUGCUUACUUGACCUCGGGCGGCUUGACGAAGCGGACGAAGCUAUCGUGUGCUGCGAGGCGUGGGCGUCGCCACCGUGCUUGCCCUCCUUGCGCGCGCUCCAAGGCGACUUAGAGCUGCGCCGCCGCCACUACGAUGCUGCCGUGACGCACCUCCGCGCUGCCAUCGCUGCCUCGAACGUGGCGUGGUAACCGAGUCGGAUAUUUCUUAUUUAUUCUUAUGCCACAUGCGGGCGUCUAUCUAC
Molecule: messenger RNA, 1121 nt
Organism: Saprolegnia parasitica CBS 223.65
Lineage: Eukaryota; Oomycota; Saprolegniomycetes; Saprolegniales; Saprolegniaceae
Exons: 1
Coding region: 1-1068 (355 amino acids)
Molecular function (GO): protein binding
Source: RefSeq, a predicted model, not a curated record